Messenger RNA from Arachis duranensis, 1894 nucleotides. Its product is annotated as preprotein translocase subunit SCY2, chloroplastic. The record is from RefSeq and is a predicted model, not a curated record. The transcript is spliced from 12 exons. Gene Ontology annotation, cellular component: plastid envelope; membrane. Lineage: Eukaryota; Viridiplantae; Streptophyta; Magnoliopsida; Fabales; Fabaceae. Gene Ontology annotation, molecular function: transmembrane protein transporter activity; signal sequence receptor activity. Gene Ontology annotation, biological process: thylakoid membrane organization; SRP-dependent cotranslational protein targeting to membrane, translocation; chloroplast organization. Bases 37 to 1482 code for a protein of 481 amino acids.
UAUGUCGACGAGCUUUUGAAUAAGGAAAUUAUUCCAAUGCAUAGCGGCAACGACGGGGAAGCAAUUGUUGCUGCUCCUGGUGGUGACGAUUGUAGAACCCCACCUUUCAGACGAAAAACAUUCAAAAACAAGUUUUUGAACUUCGUGCGGUUCAGUUCUGUGAUCAACGAUGCUGCGGAAUCGUUCUUCAAGAGCGAGAUAAGGAGGAGAUUGUUCGUGACUGCCGUGCUGAUUGUGGUUAGUCGUAUUGGUUAUUUCAUUCCUCUUCCUGGAUUUGACAGAAGGUUGAUACCGCAAGACUUCCUUAGCUUUGCCUCUGGAAGUGUUGAUGAACUUGGCGACUUCUCCUACGAGCUCAAGUUAUCUCUUUUCCAGCUUGGAAUUAGUCCCCAGAUAUUUGCGUCUAUUAUUAUGCAGGUACUGUGUCAUGUUAUUCCUUCUCUAGUAAAGCUCCGCAAAGAAGGUUUGGAUGGACACGAGAAGAUUAAGAGUUAUAUAUGGUGGAUGUCAUUUGGCUUUGCAAUUUUGGAAGCUUUUAUAAUAUCUUGCCACUCGCUUCCAUAUUCAAUCUAUGCCGCCAGCCAAUGCGUCAAACAUGUAUUGGUGACAACCUGUUUGUUGGUUUGCGGUGCAAUGACUAUUACAUGGAUCUGUGACACUAUAUCAGAAUCUGGAUUUGGUCAAGGUUCAUCUCUCAUCAUAUGUGUGGGAAUACUCACGGGUUACGUGGAGACACUACACAAAAUGAUCACUCAGCUUUCCGUGAAUGGUCUGGGUGGUGUGACUUGGUGCCAAUAUCUGCUUGCAGUGUUGGGUAUUUUCACCAUAGUUACUAUGUGGGCAGUUGUGGUAACUGAAAGUUGCAGGAAAGUAAAGCUUCAGUACUAUGGUUUCAAACUUGCUUCUGCUGCAAGGGAGCAAUCACCAAUUACUGAAGUCGAACCGUAUAUUCCUUUCAAUAUUAAUCCAUCUGGAAUGCAACCUGUUCUUACUACCUCUUACCUCUUAGCAUUUCCAAGUAUUCUAGCCAGUCUGCUUCAAUCACGUUUCUGGGAGCACGUAAAGGAGAUAUUGAACCCUGAAAAUUCUGUUGGUGCUGAGCCAUGGGUUUACUAUUCAAUAUAUGCUCUUUUUGUCUUCCUAUUCAAUAUAUUUGAUAUUGCUAACCUGCCAAAGGAAAUUGCUGAUUACUUAAAUAAGAUGGGUGCAAGAAUACCAAACAUAAAGCCUGGAAAGGCUACUAUAGAAUACCUAAUAAAGAUUCAGGCAUCCACACGAUUUUGGGGGGGACUGCUGUUAAGUGUAUUGGCCACUACAUCUACUAUUCUUGAUCACCAUUUACGGCGCAUCAAUGCUGGAUUUGCUAUUGGUUUUACCUCAGUUCUAAUUAUUGUUGGUUCCCUUAUCGAACUUAGAAGAUCAUAUCAAGCAUAUAAUGUGAUGCCAAGCUUAAGCAAUGCUUUGAAACGUUAUGGCGUAUAGCAUCUCUAAAGGCCAUGCUGUCAUACUUCUGCACCAUUCUAUUUAAUACCUCGAGGAUAAUCCUUCGCUCUCUGUUGGUAAGUCGUAUGAAUUUCCAGGAAGCUUGUAUUUCUGAGUUAUACAAGUAUAGCUUGUGGAUCAUACCGUGAGGUCAAGUAGCAUACAAGGUGCUAAAUGCUGCGACUAAAAGUUGAUAAGUGGCAGUAGCUGAUUCAAACGCCUUUUUUUUUCUCUCUUUUUAAUUUAUUUAAUAUACUGUGUGAAAAAGUUUGUUUGCUGCGAAACCGUGGCUAAUAUAGUUGCUGCUGCUGCAGCUGAACUUUGUACAGGGAAGUAUACUAGUAGCAAUAUAUUUUAGAAUACUAAUUGGGAGGCAUGUCUUACUACAUUUGAAGGUAAUUUACUCUUACAA